UUUUGGAUUCGCGCUGGAAUUUGUUUACAAAUUUAGUUUUAAAACUUUAAAUAUGUCUAAAGAAUCAUCUCCAGAAUCGGAAUUGGAAGCUACAUGUUCUAAAUUUGAUCCGUUGAAAGUGCUUUAUUCGAGUGAAGCGAAGAUUCCAGUAGAGGAUGCGCCGGUAUAUGAAAAUAUACAGCAGUACGAAGCUGCUAUGAAAAACCCUAAUAUUGCUCCUAUUGGUCACGGUGAACUUGUGAAACAGAGGGAAGAAGAGAAAAAGAGAAAGAAAUUAGAGGAACAGCAGUUACUUGAAGAAAAGAAUAAGCAGCGUUUCGCGCAGUACAAAGAUGUGAUGCCGGUAAAAAAAGAGAGGAGAUACGUGAAUGUGCUCUCUCGAUUGGAGACAGCGCGCGGCCCUCUGGGCGCCUUGAAGGACUGUGUGGAUCAACGGUUGAGGGUCAAGGUGGUAACGAGAAGUGCCAAUUCAAUCCGAGGGGCGUUAUUUGCGACCCUAGUGGCCUUCGACAAGCAGUGGAACCUCGCACUCACUGAUGUACUAGAGGUGUGGAAACGGAAGGGCCCUAAGAAGAGGAAAGUGCCUCCUGGUUUAGGUACCCCAGUAGCCAAGGGUACAGCGGCUGCGAUAUCCCCGGUGCCGCUAGUGACGGAGACACCGCUGGGGGGCGGCGUGUGGGAGUGCACCCGCCACGUGCCGCAGUUGAUGGUGCGCGGGGAGCACGUGGUGCUGGUCAAUAUUGUGGAGAGAUAGAG
Molecule: messenger RNA, 756 nt
Organism: Colias croceus (clouded yellow)
Lineage: Eukaryota; Metazoa; Arthropoda; Insecta; Lepidoptera; Pieridae
Gene: Lsm11
Product: U7 snRNA-associated Sm-like protein LSm11
Exons: 4
Coding region: 53-754 (233 amino acids)
Biological process (GO): mRNA 3'-end processing by stem-loop binding and cleavage
Cellular component (GO): U7 snRNP
Molecular function (GO): U7 snRNA binding
Source: RefSeq, a predicted model, not a curated record